GGCUCGACGUGCCUCUCUUUGAAUGGCUGUUCUCUCUGAACUGAGUCGACAGGAGAGGCAGAUAAGAGGGAAGCGGUACGCAUGGUCGUCGUUAUCGCUAAUGGCAACCUCGCCGUCGUCGCUCCUCUCUUGUUACUUCCCUCUUCCUCUGCUCCGCUCGUCCACACACCCUCAGCCGCCGUCUCUCUCCUUCGCUCUCUCCUCCCCUCUCCGCUCCCUCGUAAACCCCAGAAAACUUCGAUCACUAGUCCUCGCUUCUUCUUCCCCCUCCUCCGCCGCCUCCUUCGACGAUCUCUUUUCCAAACGCCCCUCGAGGUCCACUAAUUCUUCCAAGAAAUCCGUUCUGUCAAAUUUGAUACAAGAGAUAGAACCAUUAGACGUGAGCCUCAUUCAGAAAGAUGUUCCGCCAACGACUGUGGAUGCCAUGAAACGGACUAUAUCUGGCAUGUUAGGCUUACUUCCAUCUGACCAGUUUCAGCCUCUGAUUGAUUGCCGAGAAGAUGGAGACAAGAAAGAGAAGUCAAACCCUUACCAUAUUUGCCCAGUUUGGGGAUAUACGUUGCGGAAUGCUGAAUAUAGACUCUGUCUCGAGAGAAACCUUGAUAUGAAUGAAGGAAUUCCUGAAAAACAAACACUAGAAAAUGCUAAACUUGAUUUACAAGGGUUCUUGCUUGGCAGCGUGAGGAUAGUUAAAUUGUCAGGAGAAUAUAAAUUGCCAUCCAAAUUUGAUAAACUUACUGGAGACUCGUCAGAAAAUGUUGAUAUUCAACACCUCAAUGAAAUGUCUCCUGAAGCUCAACAGUAUAUUCUUCAUUUGCAGUCUCGUUUAUCUUCAGUUAGAAAGGAGCUUUGUGAAAUCAAGGGGAAAAGUGCUGCCCUGCAAAUGCAAAAGUUUGUUGGGGAGGAGAAGAAUGAUUUGCUGGAUUACUUGAGAUCUCUACAACCGGAAAAGGUAGCUGAGUUAUCAGAAGCUGCGUCCCCCGAAUUAAAAGAAAUAAUCUACUCUGUUGUACAUGGCCUCCUUGCUACCCUCUCUCCCAAGAUGCAUUCCAAGGCUCCUCUAUCAGCGAAUUCCCCAACUGGAACAGUGAAUGUAGGGAGUGAAGAUUGUGGUGAGAUUGUUGAAAACGCCUCACUUCAACUCCAGCCCCUCAUUUCACUGAAUCGGGACUACCUGGCACGUCUCCUCUUCUGGUGCAUGCUGUUGGGACACUUCCUCAGAGGCCGGGAGUAUCGAACGGAGCUUAUGGAACUCCUAUCCUUGACAAGCAGUGCUGAGAAUGAUGCCUCUAGUGACGGGCAAGCUGCUUGAAAGUUCAUCUUUUAAACUGCUUCCUAUCUGUGUAUAUAGAAGAGUUCACGAGGCCACUCGUGAUCUAGCAAAUGGAGAGUUAAUAUCUGUAUAAAAGGAUUAGUGUUGGUUUGUUUGUUGCAAGUACAAUCUUGCAGAUUUUGCUUUUUUUUUUUACUUUCUUUGUAUAUACACUAUGCAGCAAAUAAAUAAAAAGGAAAAAUCUAGUUACAAG
This is a messenger RNA of Carya illinoinensis, 1526 nucleotides long. RefSeq lists its product as uncharacterized. The transcript is spliced from 7 exons. NCBI's taxonomy places the organism in Eukaryota, Viridiplantae, Streptophyta, Magnoliopsida, Fagales, Juglandaceae. The record is from RefSeq and is a predicted model, not a curated record. The coding region runs from base 23 to 1312 and encodes 429 amino acids.